AUGUACGAGUUAGCUCAGGGCACAGAGUCGCCCUGGUACGGCUAUCUCCAAGCGUUGCCACUAUCCGAGGAUCUUCCCGUAUUCUGGAAAGAUGAAGAAAAAUUGUGGUUUAAGGGUACUGAAAUGGAAGAUGCUGUGCAUAACGAUUUGGCAGAUCUGGACGACGACUAUCAAUCGAUUGUUGUCCCACUGAUCAAGGAAUAUCCCUAUAUCUUCAAGGAGGGCAAUUUCUCAUUUGACCUUUUCUGCCGAAUUUCGACUCUGAUUUCAUCCCGUGCCUUUGAAGUCGACGCAUUCCAUGAGACAGCCAUGGUUCCUUUCGCCGAUAUUUUUAAUCACCGUAGUGGCGACGAGCAUGUACACUUUGUCACUGAUUUUGAUGUCUGCGACCAAUGUGGUGCGCUCGAUUACUGCGAACACCAGUAUCUUGCUUACUUGGAACAAGGUAGCGACGCUGAACUUGAGGAUGAGGAUGCUUGGAGCGAUAUGGACGACGAGGAUGACGAGAAAAUGUCGGCUGCAAGUGGCAUCUCUCUCAAGAGCGAAGACGAUGACGAGGAAGAAGAAGAAGAAGGACCUUUAGAAGAUCUUGAAAAGUUGGAAGAGGACAAGGUGAACUUUUGGAAAGAGGACAAGGACGAAGAAAAAAAGGAUACGUGCGACAUGAUCCUCGAACGUGAUGUCAAGGCAGGCGAGGAAAUAUUUAACACCUACGGUCAACAUCCAAACAUUGUCCUUUUGAGCAAAUACGGAUUCUGCCAUGACAACAACGAGAACGACUAUGUCUCAGUCAGUCAGGACAAUUUGUUUGGGGCGUCGGUGGAGCUUAUUAAGAAUAGCCUGCUUAGCAAAAAGAAGUCAAAGAUUGACGAGGAAGCGAUAACCGAGGAAGCCAUCGAGCAUGUGCAAGAACGCUUUGAGUACUUUUUGACGAAUGAGGAUAUCCUUUGUCCAAAGCCAGAUGGUGACGAAAACGAUGAAGAAGGAGGUUGCUGUGACGAUGGUUGCUGUGGUGAUGACCACAAACAUGGUGACAAUGACGACUGUUGUGGCGAAGACCAUGAACACGAUCACGAACAUGCUGAGGAAGGCAUGGAAGAAGAAGAUGAGGACAACGCCGAAGAUGAUCAUGAAGAAGGCGGCAAGUCGCAACCCUACUUUAUUAAUGUCGAAGGUCUUUACGAGGAUACAGUCAUGUGCUUGCUUCACGUCGUCUUUGUCAACGAUCGAACGUUUAAAAAGUUCAAGGCGGAUGUUGGCGAAGCCUUGAUGUACUUUGAGGGUUUGGCAGAUCAGAGUCAAAACGGUGACAAAAAGUCGCGCAAGAAUACCGAACAUCUUGAAACCAAAAAGUUUGUUUAUACCGUCUGCAAGCUUCUUGCGGAGCAUAGAAGAAAAGAUUACUUGGAUGAUAAGGGCGAAUGGACACCGGUCGAAAAGGACAUUGAAACAAGAAGCAAGGUGAUUAACAAGCGCCAAUACUAUGCACUUACUUGUCGAAUCAGCGAAAAGAAGAUUGUCGAAAAGUCUAUUGCCUACUACGACUCACGGAUAAAGUCAUGCGAUACCGAAGCAGAGCCCAAAACACGCAAGAAGCAAAAGAAUUAA
This is a messenger RNA of Zychaea mexicana, 1608 nucleotides long. RefSeq lists its product as uncharacterized. Gene Ontology annotation, molecular function: protein-lysine N-methyltransferase activity. The transcript has 3 exons. The record is from RefSeq and is a predicted model, not a curated record. Gene Ontology annotation, biological process: peptidyl-lysine monomethylation. NCBI's taxonomy places the organism in Eukaryota, Fungi, Mucoromycota, Mucoromycetes, Mucorales, Lichtheimiaceae. Gene Ontology annotation, cellular component: nucleus. The coding region runs from base 1 to 1608 and encodes 535 amino acids.